CGCCCGUUUCAGUCUAUACACGUGCAUUUGUAGCUAGCUAGCUUCUAUUUAUGCUGUCUGUCUUUAGUUGUCAUUUUAACAGCAAAUGCUGCAAUUUUAUUUUGAUCAUCAUAAGUGAAAUUGUUAUUUAUUCACCAUUGGUUAAAGUAUCAGAAAGAUGACCUGCAACAUCUUGCUCGCACUUUCUGUUUGAAGAGGGAUUUUACGUUAGCUAGCAAGUGGCUAUUUCUUGUUAGCAGAUUCGUGGUUGUCCAUUUUUUGUUGUAGAAAUGGCAAGUCUUGCUUCAAAGGACUCCUACCUUCAGAAAUUAGCAAGUAAAGUAUGUGCUCGACAGCAAGAACCAAGAAAUAGGCCAUUUGUCCCUUUUCAAGGUGGUCGUGUGGCUGGCCCUCCAAAGAAGAGGAAUAAAACCAAUCACAAACAGAUACGUGGGAACAGCAACCUAGCGAAACACCAGAAGCCACCUUUGAAGCCUAACCAGAAGGCUGUCAUCACCCCAGCACAGAAAGCACCUGGUGCAGCAGAACAGAAUGCCUCAAAAGCUACAGUUCCAAAUGGGACAUUGGUUAAGACUAAACAGAAGCCCAAAGGUGGAAAGCCAGGCACUAAAUUCUCCACGGUAGAUAUUCUACGGCAGAGACUUCAUGAGAAGAUUGAGGAGUCUCGUGGGCAGGGAACCCCUAAGGACCCAUCCUCUGAGGAGGUGCAGAAGAAGCGAGAGAAGCGGAAGCAGGAGAGGGAGCGCAAGAAGAGGAAGCGUAAAGAGUUCCUCAUUAAGAAGCUUGCUGAAAAAGCCGGCCUAGAGUAUGAGCCUGAGAUCAAAAGGGAAGAGGCCCCUCCUCCUCCCACCGCACCAGCUGCAGGCAAGCGGGACGAGACGGCCAUCGUCUUCAACAAGGUGGAGCUGGGCGAUGGUGGCUUCUUGGACAAAGAGCAGAAGAAGAAGGAGAAGAAGAACAGGAUAAAAGGCGGUCUGACACCACUGGUGGGCAAAAACUACAAGCAGCUGCUGGGGCGCGUGGAGGCUCGCAAGGCUAAGCUGGAGGAGCUGCGGGAGAAGGACGAGGGCAAGGCCAAGGUGCAGGAGGAGAAGAUGAAGUGGACCAACGUGCUGUACAAGGCAGAGGGCCUGAAGAUCAAGGACGACGAGGACCUGCUGAGGGCCUCCCUCAAGAGGAAAGAGAAGAUGCGCUCGCAGCGGAAGAAGAAGUGGACGGAGCGCAGCGAGACAGUGGUGGAGAAGAUGCAGAGGCGACAGGACAAGAGGCGCAGGAACAUCCAGAAGAACAACAAGGGCAAAGUGGAGAAGAAGAAGGACCGGGCCAGGAAGAGGGGCCGCGUGCUGCCUGAAGACCUGAAGAAGGCUCAGGUGUAGAGGGAUGGGGAGGAGGGUCAAGCUGAGGGUUGUGGAAAACGGACUGGUUAAAUGAUGAACAUCUUUUUGAUUGAGCUGCACUGCAUUUUCCUGCCAUGGUGCUUUGUCCAGUGUCCACAUAAUAUUCGUAAUGUUUCGGACUUAUGUUAUAAGCCACUGGACAGAGCAAAGACAUUCCUAUAUACCCAAUACAGGGUUCCUCGAGGUUUGAAGAACCAGAGCUCUGUCAAACCAAUGCUUGCUGUUUUACUUUUCAUUCUGUUGGUCGCAAUGGUCGACACAUGCCAUCUGAUUUCUCUAUAUGGAAUGUCAAUGUUUUGCCGAAUUUAAGAAAUAUGCCCAUGUUA
This is a messenger RNA of Coregonus clupeaformis (lake whitefish), 1723 nucleotides long. RefSeq names its product surfeit 6 (gene surf6). The record is from RefSeq and is a predicted model, not a curated record. Bases 270 to 1376 code for a protein of 368 amino acids. Gene Ontology annotation, cellular component: nucleolus. The transcript is spliced from 4 exons. Gene Ontology annotation, biological process: ribosomal large subunit biogenesis; ribosomal small subunit biogenesis. Lineage: Eukaryota; Metazoa; Chordata; Actinopteri; Salmoniformes; Salmonidae. Gene Ontology annotation, molecular function: RNA binding; DNA binding.